This is a messenger RNA of Cyphellophora attinorum, 1542 nucleotides long. Its product is annotated as putative transporter. Gene Ontology annotation, molecular function: transmembrane transporter activity. The record is from RefSeq and is a predicted model, not a curated record. Gene Ontology annotation, biological process: transmembrane transport. The transcript has 4 exons. Gene Ontology annotation, cellular component: membrane. NCBI's taxonomy places the organism in Eukaryota, Fungi, Ascomycota, Eurotiomycetes, Chaetothyriales, Cyphellophoraceae. The coding region runs from base 1 to 1542 and encodes 513 amino acids.
AUGACAGCGACAGCGGUCGUGGACCCUAGAGCUGCGGUCCCACGCACCAGCAUGGACGGCCAGGAUGUCGACUUCAAGGAUGAGGCCAAGAUUGAAGCCAGCUACCUCGAGCAUGGCGUCGCUGCCGAUGAAGCCGAGUUCAAGCGCAAGGAGAAAGUUCUCGUCCGAAAGCUGGAUCUCUUCGUUGCACCAGUGUUGAUGAUGCUCAUGCUCAUCUCAUAUUUGGACCGUGGCAACAUCGGCUUCGCUGCGACCCAGGGCAUGGCUAAGGAUAUCGGACUCAAAGGCAAUCAACUCAAUACUGCCGUUUCGAUCUUCUACAUCUUCUAUAUCCUGGCUGAAUUCCCAACGUCUGUCCUUGUCAAGCGUCUGCAGUUCAACCGUGUGAUCCCUGCCAUUACAUUCUGCUGGGGCCUGACAUGCAUGUGCAAUGGCUUUGUCCAGAACUUUGCUGGUCUGUGUGUAUGCCGCCUCAUCCUUGGAUUUUUCGAAGGAUGCCUCUUUCCGUGCUUGACUUUGUUCUUCGCCAAUUGGUACAAGCGUGAAGAGCUUGCUCAGCGUGUGUCCUACCUCUUCAUCGCUUCUGCGCUCAGCGGAGCUUUCGGCGGCCUCAUUGCUUUCGCCAUUCUCUACAUGGACGGAGUCGCUGGCUAUCCUGGCUGGCGCUGGCUGUACAUCCUCGAAGGACUCAUCACGCUGGUCUGGGCCGGAUGCUGCAUCUACUUGGUCCCCAAGGACUAUCAGACCGCCUACUUCCUAAACGCAGAGGACAAGAAGAUCAUGGCCUGGCGCGCUGAGCAGUCUCGCGCCUACUCCGGCGGUACUGGUCACUACGGCAAGAAACACUUCAAGGCUGGCGCUGGCGACAUCAAGACCUGGCUGCACGCUGUUACACAGAUCAUGGUGGUGACGAUCCUAUAUGGUUUUGGAACCUUCCUGCCGGUCAUCCUGCGCAACGGUUUCAACUUCACGCUCAAGCAGUCCCAAUACCUUGUCAUUCCUGUCAAUCUCUGGGGCGCAAUCGUGUACGCUAUUGGCGCGUAUAUCUCGGAUAAAAAGAAUGCGCGCUUCUGGGUGUUGGUCACUAUGGCUCCUGUCGGGAUGGCCGGCUACGCGAUUCUCUUGGCUUGGGAUGUCCCCGUCGGUGUCCAGUACUUCGCGACGUACUUGAUUGCAACAGCCUGCUUCAUCUGCACAGGCGGCAACAUCGCCUGGCUAUCGGGUAAUUGUGCCCCAGAUGGCAAGCGUGCUGUGUCUUUGGGUAUCCAGCUCACGUUGACGAACUUGGGUGGCAUUGUGUCGGGACAGAUCUACCAGACAAAGUCAGCCCCCGAAUUCAAGAUGGGCCACGGCUGGUCGCUUGCGUGUCUGGGCUAUGCAUUCUGCAGCUGGUGGAUCAUUCGAUGGAUUUACCUGCGCAGAGAAGCAGGCAAGGACAGACGACUGGCUGAGGGCUGGACUCCAGAGGAGGAUGAGCGUGCUGAGCGUGAGGGUGGAAUUGGAUUUACUGACAGGAGCCCCAACUUCCGAUAUCAGCUGUAG